CCAUCUCCUAAGGACAAACCUCACAGCUCAGGCCCAUGUCAAGGGACUCUGAAGGGAGGGGUGACCUUUUCCUCUACUUCGACUUUCAUUGCAAUACCAGGAAAUUUGAACUGGAUUGUCUGUAGGAGGGAAGUUCAUGUUCAUGCCAGUUCAGCCCACUGGGAAUCUCUCUUUCUGCACGCUAUACACUGUGGAUGUCCUGCUUUGGCGUUUCAGCCACUUGGAACGACCACUAAAGUCUUGAGUUCUGGAACCUCUGGAUUCGAUCUAAAAUGACCACUGAUUUUGUGUUGAUGGACAACUGUUUCUCUGCAAGAUCGUGGUUUCUUUAAGACUCUUGACUUGGGAAAGAACCACAUGAGAAAAGCAAAUCUUUGGGCAGUCUGAGCAAGUGCCCCCUGACUUAGCAGCCAAAACUGCCCUUUGACCUUGAGCCAUGAACCCCAACCCUCUCAUCUAUUGCACCUGCUUGGACCCCUGGAACUUGGGACCACGGAAGCUAAUCAAGACCCCUCGGCCACCAAAUAAGGCCCCCACAGGGAGGUCCAAGCUAGCUCCUCUUCUACCUCCCUCAAAACAACACAAUUACCUCCAACCAACAAAUCCUGUUGUUGCCCCAAAAGCGAAAUUCCAUUUAGCAAGGCAAGAGGAGAGCAAGAAAUCAUCUUACGAAGUGAUCAACGUGUCACCUGGCUAUCAACUCUUUCGGAGUCGGGAGCAGAUUUCCGUCACCUUGGGGGAUGAGAUGUUCAAUAGGAAAAAGCAGCUGGAAUCAGAGGUCAUGGACAGAGUCAAAUUUUCCAGGACUGAUAUUGUUUCUGAUCUAGAAGAGCAGAUCUCGGAGCUAACAGCAAUAAUAGAACAAAUGAACAGAGACCACCAGUCUGCCCAGAAAUUGCUCUCUAAUGAAAUGGAUCUGCGCUGUGCUGAGAUGAAACAGAACUUUGAAAACAAGAACAGGGAGCUCAAAGAGGCUCACAAAGCGGAGGUCAGUGAGUUGGAGAACAACUACAGAGCAACCUUGAAGGAGGAGAAGUUGGCUGCCCAAAAGAAGCUAGACGAGAUGGAAAAGGAAAUUAAGUAUUUGAAGAAUAUAUUUCAUCUGUAUCAGGAUAGCAUUUAUGAUGAAAUGGAAGACAAAUGGUCAAAGCGGAAGGCAGAAUGGGAGAAAGAUGAGAAGUUAGAGCGGGAAAAGAUGCUGCUACAGCAAAAAAAUAAAAUGACAAAAAAGUUUGAGUUAGAGUCAGAAGAAGAAAAGAAGAAAAUAAAUGAAUCCUACAGUGCUGUCUUUGAGAACUUCAUUCAAGAGAAGGAGGAGCUCUUGAAACAACAUGACAGUGACACCUUGCAAAUAGAGGAGCUGAGAAAGAGCAAGGCGGUCAUAGAGGAAGAGUUGCAGGCACAAGCUCUUAUCUUAGAGUCACUUAACACAAACCUCUACCAUACCCAGCUGGAACUCCAGAGAGAGAAAGCUGCGGUGGGAAAUCUGGAAAAAAUGCUGCAGACCAAGCUUGCCGAAGCUGAGGACAAGUAUAAUUAUACCAUACAGAGCCUGACACAGGAAAACAAUCAUCUAAGGCAAAAUAUAAUUGCCAAGAAUGAAGAAAUUUUUGAAGGACGUUCUAGGAGAUUGGCUUCUAGUCCUGCUUAUGAAGAUGAUUCUGAUACCUUAGAAGAUGAUAAUAGCAAAGGACAAGAAUGAGAAACAAAAAGUUGCUCUCUGUAGCUGAAGAUGGUAGGCACCCCAUCCUGUAGGCCUAGGGAACUCCUGUGAGGUUUUCUUGAGAAAUGCAUAUAAUGUUUGGUUCCUGGGUUGCUCUGACUAUUUUUGUCUCUUCACAAUUUGCUUUCUUCUGAGCGGCUGGGAAUGUUUGACUUCUCAUCUCAGCUGCACAGCUUAUCACAACUCUUCAUUGCAAAGCGAUGUUCUCUGUACCUGGAACUUUGCUUUCUCUGGGCUUUGUACCAUUUCCCCCCACCCCCCCCCUUUUCAUAUUUCAUUAGAAAGAGAUGGAUUUGGAGGCCUUGUUCCUAUUGAACGUUGAUUGUGCUUUGGCAUGUAUCAUGUGACCCCUGGGGACUUUUGCUAGCCAAAAAGAUAAUUUAUUGAUUUGA
Messenger RNA from Lemur catta (Ring-tailed lemur), 2115 nucleotides. It is a transcript of the gene FLACC1, whose product is annotated as flagellum associated containing coiled-coil domains 1. The record is from RefSeq and is a predicted model, not a curated record. Gene Ontology annotation, cellular component: outer dense fiber; sperm fibrous sheath; cytoplasm. The transcript is spliced from 15 exons. Bases 437 to 1702 code for a protein of 421 amino acids. Lineage: Eukaryota; Metazoa; Chordata; Mammalia; Primates; Lemuridae.